Ceratina calcarata is the source of this 838-nucleotide messenger RNA. Its product is annotated as metalloproteinase inhibitor 2-like. The annotation marks the transcript as partial. Gene Ontology annotation, molecular function: protease binding; metalloendopeptidase inhibitor activity. Lineage: Eukaryota; Metazoa; Arthropoda; Insecta; Hymenoptera; Apidae. The transcript is spliced from 3 exons. The record is from RefSeq and is a predicted model, not a curated record. Gene Ontology annotation, cellular component: extracellular matrix. Gene Ontology annotation, biological process: negative regulation of membrane protein ectodomain proteolysis; negative regulation of endopeptidase activity.
UUUAUCGAGUCUUGUUUCUGCACAGUGGCGUUGGUCAGAGUGAAGAAGGCGACGAACGUGAACGAGUAUCAGAUUGGCUACAGCGUGAAGAUCAAUAAAAUCUUCAGGGUAAAUAGCAGAUCGUCGUAUGCAGCGUUGAAGAAGAACAUUCUAUGGACCGCCUCGUCGGAGAGCGUCUGCGGAGUCGACUUAAAAGUCGGCGAGACCUACGUUGUCGGAGGCAACACUCACGGCGAUAACGCGCACGUAUCAAUCUGCGGUAUCACGAUGCCGUGGCGUUCCGUUACCAGCAGGCAACGGAAGGGUUUCAGGCAUCUGUACCGUUUCGGUUGCAUGAAGUGUGGCAUCCAUUAUACACCUUGGCGGUCGAAGGGUGCCGCUUUGGAGCACACGGACGGUAAGAAGUGCCUAUGGGAGAGCAGACCAGGCCCUGAGGAUUGCCAGAGGGACUAUGGUAUAUGCAUGCCAGGACAAGGUGGCGUGUGUUCCUGGGUGCCAUCGGUCCCAUACAAAAACUGUAUCAAAGAGCACAAGCAGGCCCGCGAGCAACAGAGAGCACGAGAACCAUAAAUCCUGCUGUUCACAUGGGGUCCGACAUAGGACGAUUGACGUGAAGAGAGAAAUGUUCGUUGGAAAUUGACGCUGCUUAGAGAGAAACGAAGUGGCUUGGUUUUAUUUGUUGAAGAGGACCCUGGUGGGCGUUUUCAACAUCGAUUUUGGCCAUUUCUCUAGUUGUACAUAUUAGGCUGUUGAUGUAUAUUACGCAUUUUUUAAAUUAUUCUCAUUCUCAUUUGUACCUAGCUUUGCUCUUUUUUUUAUAUAAGAAGCUGCAGAAGCU